AUGGUAUACGAAAAGUGUUGUGUUGGUGGUUGCAAUACAACACGUGAAACGCACCGGCUUUUCAGAUUCCCUAGGAACGAUAAUUUAAGGAACUUGUGGAUGGCUUUCAUAGUGCCGACAAAUCCCCAGCUCAUUGUACUUUCCAAAGAACAGUUACUUAACAAACGUGUCUGUGAAAAACAUUUUGAUGUAUUUCAGUUCGGCAAUGAAGGCAGAAGACUUCGAUACUCUUACCCGUCCUUGCUUACUGACAAUGAAAUAGCUCAUGGUGUGCCUCUGACUGCAACUGGAUGGGAUGUCACAACUGAACAUAAUUACUGUAAAGAGCAAAAUGAAGAUGAUUUCACAGAAGCUGUGUUAGUGGUUAGCAAGCCUGGAAGUGAUGUUACGAUUGAACACAAUUACUACAAAGAGCAAAAUGAUUGUUCCAAAUCAUCGAUAGAGAUUGGAUCAUCAGAUGUUGGAAAUUCUCAUGAACAGCCUUCAUGUUCAAAUUUUUCAACUGUUGCAACAGUUGUUGAAAAUAAAGAUGUUGUAGGUUCUCAUGAACAGCCUUCAUGUUCAAAUUUUUCAACUGUUGCAACAGUUGUAGAAAAUAAAGGUAUGUGA
Parnassius apollo (apollo) is the source of this 609-nucleotide messenger RNA. Lineage: Eukaryota; Metazoa; Arthropoda; Insecta; Lepidoptera; Papilionidae. The record is from the annotation of a GenBank genome assembly.